AUGGGGACCAGCGGGUGCUUCGACAUCAUAGUCGGCACUCGCCUUCACAAUGGGCGUUGGAAUGUGAAGCAACCAGGGUACGGAACUGUGAUGAAGGUCAACAUGGAUGCCGACCACAAAGAAGUUGAGUCGUACGACGUGCUAAUGGAUGACGCUGAGAGCAUCGUGACGAUUGCGGCGCGUUACGUGGAGGUAGACGUCAAGUAUGCCCGAACGCAUGUUGCUUCGGGGAAAGGGUCACCUGCAGGAGAGAGAGGGAGAUCCUACAAUAGAUGCGUCUCACAUGAGAGCAGUUCGAAGGAGGCGGAAGAUAUUCAGGUACCCGCGGCAACAAACAACGACGGUACAGGCACAGGAAAGGGUGACAGCAGGAGUGGCCUUGAGCACGGUGGAGACACGAGCAGAAACAAUCGAGAUGACGACAAGCCGCGCGGGAAAAGGGGGAUGGCAUGCGGGAAGAAAGGAGGGGAUCAGAGUCGCAAAGACGGGUACAAAGGUCAAAAGAAGGGAAAGAGUGAUGAUGAGGGAAGCGACAGCAGUACAGAUGCGGAGAUGUCGGCAGAAACAAAGGGUAGGCAGGGUUCCAAAGCCAUAAGCGGAGGGCAAUACCAGGGAGAUAGUGAUGAUGAGGGAAGCAACAGUGGUUCAGACGGGGGGAAAGACUCCGGGAGCGAGUACAGCGAAGGAAGUGGGGAUGGUUCGGACAGUGACGAGAGUGACGCCUCGCGGGAGAAGAGAGAAACAAGGCGAAAACAACGGAAACGCAACAGACGGCGACGAAAGGUAGGCAGGAGAAGUAGGCGGGAGAAGUCUUACGCAGGGCUGGCGUGGACGACCUGUGUUGGAAUUCAUUAGUCCGUGGAGCCAUCAUUGUCAUUGACAGUCCGUUUUCCCACUCCCUAUCUUUGCGCUGCGGAAUAGGACGCGAGCAAAGGAGACGGCGGGAAUGGAGUUGGCCGGGGGGAUACGGGAAGAAUUGCAAAAGCGGGCCGUUCCUUUGACGUGCUCGGUCCUCCUCAAGAGACGUGGGAUGCUGUCUUCGAGACACUUCUCGGAGAGCUUAAAGCUGAGGGGCACGACACUCUCCUGAUGAACCGCAAAAAGAAGGUAUCAAUUCUGCGAGCACUCCGAUUUUCCGAUUAUCCUUUCAUACCCGUGACGAUCACGCCUCGCAGUGAAGUCGCAACGGCCAAGGCUGCGCCGGUGUUGUCCGUCUCUUGCGUACAGACGACGGAUAAAUCGCGCGACUAUCACUGUGAAGUCAUUUGUGCGCAUGCGGGACACGUGCGCAGAAGGGGAAACGGGAAGCGUACGACGACAGAAGACCGCAAGCCCUCGUUGAGAAGUACGAAGAAGGUACAAACGUUACCGAAACAUUAUUGAACCUCUUCGAGAGGUUGCUUGUCUCGACGGGAAAUUCAGCUGGUGAGAGGGUGUCAACGCCAGCCCGUGUAUUGUGCAACUCCACAAACCAUUGCAAUCCCAAAUGCCUUGGCAACAGAUAUGUGUUCUGCUAGCAACAGUAUAACAGUGCUUGCUUAUGUAAGCCGGACUGAUGUACUCGGGCUGACCGCGUUCCUCUUUAGGUACGGGUGCCCGCUUCUGUUCGUCGUCGGCGUCGACGACGAAAAUCGCAGCUGCAUUUUGGGGCAGGGAUUGCUGCGGUCAGAGUGUACACAAACAUUCGAGUGAAUGCUCAACAGAUAUGAAACUGCUGCCGGUGGGCGGAGGCCGAAGGUAAUCUUGACCGAUGCUGAUCUUGCGAUGACCGCUGCAAUAGCCUCCUGUUGGCCAGACACGCUGCAUUUGCACUGCUU
Ectocarpus sp. CCAP 1310/34 is the source of this 1817-nucleotide messenger RNA. The record is from the annotation of a GenBank genome assembly. Lineage: Eukaryota; Phaeophyceae; Ectocarpales; Ectocarpaceae.